Messenger RNA from Periophthalmus magnuspinnatus, 1284 nucleotides. RefSeq lists its product as uncharacterized. Gene Ontology annotation, molecular function: ubiquitin-protein transferase activity. The transcript is spliced from 2 exons. Bases 11 to 1243 code for a protein of 410 amino acids. The record is from RefSeq and is a predicted model, not a curated record. Lineage: Eukaryota; Metazoa; Chordata; Actinopteri; Gobiiformes; Gobiidae.
AAAUGUGAAGAUGGAUGAGCUGGCAGAAUAUUUGAGAUCCAGGCAUGUGGAUGAAGAGGCUAUACAACGAAUGGAACAAGACAAGAUUGAUCCCACUGUAAUAAAGCUGAUGAGUGAUGAGGAACUGAAGGACUAUCUACCAUCAUACGGUGAUCGAAUAGCUGUAUUUGGACACUGUAGACGACAAGAUCUUGAGGAUACCUUGCCACUAAUUGAGGAAGAGUUGCCUAUUUUUUUGAAUAUGCCUGAAAAUAACAAAACCAUCAUUGUGGUUCAUCGAGGCCAGAUUCUUCAAGAGCUCAUUCAAGUGUUCAGUAACGAUGAGAUGAUGAACAAGAAAAAUGUCCGCUUUAAAGUAAUUCUUCCUGAUGGAAAUCUUGAAAAGGCUUUAGAUGAUGGAGGUGUAGUAAGGGAUGUGCUGUCAGAGUUCUGGCAAGACUUUUAUGAACAGUGCACCAUGGGAAGUGACUUCAAAGUGCCAUACUUGCGACACGACUUUGGAAAGGAGGAAUGGGAAAGUGUAGGUCGAAUCAUUGCUUUUGGCUGGAAACAAGAAAAACAACUUCCAAUAAAACUUGCUCCUGUUAUUCUUGAGCAAGCUAUUCUUGGAGAUGUGGAGAGUGAUCUUUUAGAUAGUUUUCUCAAGUAUGUAUCACACUCGGAGCGAGUCAUGUUUCAAACUUGCUUUUCAGAUUUUGAAAGUAUUGAUGAAAAUGAGUUAUUAGAAGUUCUAGAUCUCCAUAAUUGUCGCAGACAUCCAACAUCAAACAACAUUGAGCAAAUCAUAAGAGAGCUUGCUCACAAGAAACUUAUUCAGGAGCCUGCAUUUGUCAUUGAGCAGUGGAGUACUGUGCUUGUGGAGAUGAAGUCAGAGCUGAAGGGUAUAGCAGCAGCUUAUGAUGCACUGCAGCCAACAUCACGCAAAAUUAUGCAAUCGCUCACUUAUCCAACAAAUCAAAAUGCUUCUGAAAAACAGAUAGUUAAGUAUGUCAACACAUAUCUUCGAGAGUGUGACAUGCCUCAUCUUUCCAGGUUUCUUAGGUUUUGCACAGGGUCUGAUGUAUUUACAGGAAAAGACAUCACUGUCUCAUUCACAAUGAUUAAUGGCCUUCAGAGAAGACCUGUUGCUCACACUUGUGGUUGUUACUUGGAGUUGCCAGUUACUUAUGAGAGUUACCCAGAUUUUCGUCAUGAAAUGAACAAAAUACUGGAGAGCAAUAUUUGGGUGAUGGAUAUUGUGUGAUUUUCAUCCUAAAUCAACAAAAAGGUUCAUGUGCGUAGUUA